AUGCGUCUGAUAGCGGGCGUGUUGGCAGGUUUUUUGAUAAUCUGCGAAGCCACUUCGGCGAGUGAGUCCGACCAUACCAUGGCGUACCAGACGGCCGGCACGGAUAAUACUCAGCCCACUGACGCUGUGGAAAACAGCAUCGCGAGCAAGCGGUUUCUAAGGGCCGACGUGGUCAUGAACCGUGGCGUAGAGAGAAUCUUCGAGGCUCUGAAAAACCUGCUACCUGGAGCCAAGAUAUUCGCGAAGGACGGGGCGUCAUUUUCCGGGACAUUCGUGAGAAAAAUGCUUGGCGAUAAAGCCUUUCGGAAACAAGAGUUUGAGCGCUGGAUUCGAUCUGAUAUAGACGGAACAGCCCUUCGGCGAAUGCUUGGGGACAUGAAUAAGAAAGGAAGAGCGGAGCUUCUAAACAGAUAUACCGCUUUCCUUGGCUCAAAGGAUGGACUUGUAUACUACAAGCCAGGGCCUAUUGCCUAG
Phytophthora infestans T30-4 is the source of this 474-nucleotide messenger RNA. Its product is annotated as secreted RxLR effector peptide protein, putative. NCBI's taxonomy places the organism in Eukaryota, Oomycota, Peronosporomycetes, Peronosporales, Peronosporaceae. The record is from RefSeq and is a predicted model, not a curated record. Bases 1 to 474 code for a protein of 157 amino acids. The transcript has a single exon.